Oxyura jamaicensis (ruddy duck) is the source of this 994-nucleotide messenger RNA. RefSeq names its product solute carrier family 22 member 13-like. Gene Ontology annotation, cellular component: membrane. The transcript has 5 exons. Gene Ontology annotation, molecular function: transmembrane transporter activity. Gene Ontology annotation, biological process: transmembrane transport. The coding region runs from base 49 to 885 and encodes 278 amino acids. The record is from RefSeq and is a predicted model, not a curated record. NCBI's taxonomy places the organism in Eukaryota, Metazoa, Chordata, Aves, Anseriformes, Anatidae.
CCCUGGCACACAUUGUGGCCAUUACUUGCUGGGCCUGGUUGCAGGGAGAUGGGCUCUGAGGAAAGUCAGCAGGUCACAGCUGACUUCCAUCUCCUUGGCAGGGUGCUACCAGAGUCAGCUCGGUGGCUGGUGACAAAAGGCAAAAUAGAAGAAGCUAAGAAGGUCCUUCAGAAGGCAGCAUCCAUCAACAAGCGCACCAUCCCCCCGGGACUCCUUGAGCAGCUGAAGUGUGAGACACAGACCAAGUCUGGAAGUAUUCUGGAUCUCUUUCGGAAGAAGCACAUCCGGAAGGUGACUUUAAUCAUGUCGUGUGCCUGGUUUGUUAAUAGCCUUGUUUACUAUGGUCUGAGUCUGAAUGUGACUAAUUUUGGUCUGGACAUCUACCUGACACAGCUUGCAUUUGGAGCAGUGGAAAUCCCAGGCCGUGCUGGUUGUAUCUUCCUGCUGCAGUGGUUUGGGAGGAGGAAAUCCCAGGCUGGCACCCUGCUGCUGAGUGGCCUGGUGUGUCUGAUCAUCACUGGCAUCCCUGAAGACCAGCCCGUGGUGAUCACUGUCCUGGCCACCAUCGGCAAGUUUGCCGCCUCAGCCUCCUUCUCCUCCUCCUACGUCUACUCCGCAGAGCUCUUCCCCACCGUCAUCAGGCAAAGCGGCGUGGGGCUGUGCUCGAUGGCGGCGCGGGUGGCGGGGAUCAUCGCCCCACUGAUCCGCCUCCUGGAGCAGUACCACCGGGCCGUCCCCAUGGCCAUCUUCGGCAGUGCCCCCGUGCUGGGGGGGCUGCUCUGCUUCCUGCUGCCCGAGACCCGCGGCGCUGAGCUGGUGGAUGACACGAGGGGUGGCCGACCCAUGGCAGAGGUGAGCCCCCACACUGCCUCCUCUUGCUCAUGAGGGACAGGGGGACCACAGAAGGGCCCAAGGGAAUUGCAUUCUCUGGGUGUGGUGGUUUCUUUGGGGGCUUAUAUUGAUGGGAGGGUAGGGAGUUGGGUGUCCCAUUGCA